Messenger RNA from Ruditapes philippinarum (Manila clam), 4265 nucleotides. Its product is annotated as neprilysin-like. The record is from RefSeq and is a predicted model, not a curated record. Gene Ontology annotation, biological process: protein processing. Gene Ontology annotation, cellular component: plasma membrane. Gene Ontology annotation, molecular function: metalloendopeptidase activity. The coding region runs from base 204 to 2450 and encodes 748 amino acids. The transcript has 20 exons. NCBI's taxonomy places the organism in Eukaryota, Metazoa, Mollusca, Bivalvia, Venerida, Veneridae.
AAUUUAGGGUCACCGGUUAUGUACAUAGGGAGAUAAGCCCGGACUGUCUUAUUCUUAUUCUCUUUAAAGUUGUUCUAGCAAGUUCGGCUCAAAGUUGAGUAGAGCGAAGAACCUACUUUAUGGAUUUUUAAUAACAAAAUGAAAUAUUUAAUUUUGUGAAUAUAAAUAAUAAUAAAAAAAUAACAAAUAAUUUUUAUAAAUUUAUGAACUUAUCGAUUUUUCAAACUUUUGAGAUAAAUUCUUCUAUAAAAAUGAACACAAAUCCAAAUACGUCAACGGGUGGUUGGCGAUUUUCGGACGUGCAAGUUCCGGAUAUGUUCUCCGGCAACGAAAGUGGAAGGCCAAGCACGGUCGCAACUGUAAGAGUGGUAAAGAAAACAAGCGCUUUGGUGUCAACUGCCUUGUUCAUCUUGGUCGUCGCGACGCUUGGUCUAGCUGUGGCACUAACAGUGAUUAUUGUAAAACAUAAUAACGAAGAUGGCGGCGAGUCGUCUGCUCCAGAGAUAUGUCGAACCGAUGGCUGCACGCAAGCAGCUGCGCGAGUUCUCGAUAAUUUGGAUCGCACGACGCCACCAUGUGACGACUUCUAUCAAUUUGCAUGUGGCGGGUUUCUGAAGACUCAUGUUAUACCAGAAGACCGCUCAAACAUUGACAUGUGGAGUAUUGUCCGGGAUAAUGUGCAGUACACCUGCAAAUAUUUAUUAGAAGACCCAAAGACAGACCCUAAAGCAAUUGCUGUACAAAAAGCAAAAGAUUUAUAUGCGUCAUGCGUCAACACAACCCGUAUUGAUAAACAAGGACAUGCAGUUGCAAUUCCACUUCUGAAUGAACUAGGAGGUUGGCCAAUUCUCGGAAAUAAAUCCGGCGGAAACUGGAACGAAAGUAAAUUUGAUAUAGCAGAGAUAAUGAAAACGCUCCGGAAGUACAAUAACAAGGUCAUUAUAGACAUGGGAGUGGGAUUAGAUGACAAAAACUCCUCCUAUCAUAUUGUUACAUUUGAUCAGCAAGAUUUCGGCAUGCCAGAUCGAAAAUAUUAUCUGGACACAAGAAAAACAUACAGAGAUAUGGUUGAAGCAUACAUAAUAAUGGCUAGAGAUAUUGCUAUAGAAUUUGGAGCCAACCCUGAAACUGCCGAUAAGGAAACAAGAGAAUUUGUUCGAUUUAUCACAAUGACACAAGAGGAAACACGGGACACCGAUGCUACCUACAAUAAGAUGACCUUGAAAGAAAUGAAGACUCAGUUCCCCGAACCAACAAAAAACGAAACUAUUCAAUUUAACUGGUUGAAGUUCGCACAACUUGUAUUCGGACUUGAAGGUGUUGGAAUUAAAAUAAAUGAUACCGAACCAGUUCUUAUUAGAUCAAUGAAAUAUUAUAAAAAUAUAUUGCCUCUCCUGCAGAAGUAUUCUAAACGGACGAUUGCUAAUUAUCUUGUAUGGAGGAUAAUGCAGAACAGAGCAAGAAAUUUGCCUAAGAAAUUUCUAGACAUUAUAGGAGAAUACAAUAAGGUUCUUUAUGGAAUACAUACUCGAUCAGCAAACUGGAAGAGGUGUAUGGGAUAUACGAUUCUUCAACUAGGUGGUCCUGUUGGAAAAUUAUACGUACAGGAAGCAUUUGAUGAAGGAGCAAAGAAAACAGCCCUAGAUAUGAUUGAUGACCUGCGUGGUGCUUUUAUUGAAAUCCUACUGGAAGAGGAAUGGAUGGAUGACACUACAAGACAAGCGGCUCGAGAAAAGGCUGAAGCAAUGGGUGAAUGGAUUGGCUAUGCAGGUGAUAUACUGAACGACACUGCGCUUAAUGACAUAUAUGAUGACGUCAAGGUGAACCGUGAUGAGUAUUUCCAGAAUGUGCUCGGAAAUUUACAAAGAUGGGGCAUAGGCGGUAUAUCUGGUUUAAGGACCGUUUAUGAUAAAUCUGGAUGGUCAGAUCCCCCGACAACAGUUAAUGCACAGUACAGUUUUCUUCUUAAUAAUAUACGAAGAAAGUUUGACAAAGACGGUAAUUUACGAGACUGGUGGGGAGAAGACAUUGUUGCUAGAUUUAAAAAAGAGACACAGUGUAUAGUUGAUCAGUAUGGAGACUUCACGAUAGCUGGAACACAUAUAAAUGGAAAGAACACACUUGGAGAAAAUAUCGCUGACAAUGGCGGACUAAAACAAGCGUUCAGGGCUUAUAGACAUUGGGUUGAGUCACAGGGGAAAGAAGAGCCACUUUUACCUGGAAUGAAUUAUACGCAUAACCAACUUUUCUUCAUUAGCUUCGCACAGGUAUGGUGUGACAAGGAGACGGAUAAGUCAUUUCUAAGUGGUAUAAAUACAGACCCGCACAGUCCUGCCAAAUUCAGAGUUUGGGGAACACUUCAGAAUUCUGAAGACUUUGCAAACACCUUCCAGUGUAAACGUGGGUCGUUUAUGAACCCCGAGAAAAAGUGCUCAGUAUGGAAAAAGUGAUGUUCAAGGUUCCAGUAUUAAGAAAACUGACAUUUUCUCAAGUCAGACAUAAAGAUUGUGAUUCGCGCCAUAAUUAUACAUUGUUUAGAAUAAGACUCUUUUUGGAAUUGAUUUGUAUAUCUACAUUGGCAAAAUAAGUACAUGUUGUUAAACUCGUUUGAGACAAAUGUCAGUGUAGACAAGACAUUUCAUUAGAUUCAUUAAAUAUUUUAACCAGAGUAGCUCUUAAACAAUUAAAAAAAUAUCGCUUCCCUUAGCAUAUGUCUAUAAAUGAUUUAAACCUAAUUUUCUUUGUAACAUAUUCUAUGUUUAUGGUGACAAGAUUCUUUACAAGAUGUUGGUGUUAGUUAAGUGUGUAUUGAUUGACAGAUCACUUUUAAUUGUUUCUUUUAAACUGUCAAGUGUAUCAAAAUCAACGGAAUGUCCUCUAUAGGAAUUUUUUUACAGCUACAUGAAUAAUCACUACCUGAUUUUAUUUGGUUCCCUGUCUCUCAGACAAUCAAAAUGUCGAGUUGUUUAAACUUGUCAAUUAUUAUACUGAUUCUACAGAAAAGAUUUAUCUAAUGACUGAUGACUACAGUGCUUAGUUUAAAUUUUAUCUUUAUAUUUCCAAUAAUACUUCAUAUAUAUGGUUGUGUCUAUUUUUCCCAGAAUACUUUCAUAACUAUUAAGCAUAUAUUAUGUGAAUUUAAUUUAAUGUAUUUAUUUUUAUCUAGUAAUUUACUAAAUACAUGUACAACCAUCAGAUGCAUAAGAACCUGUUAAUUUUAGAUCAUGACAAUCAAAAUCUAUUACUACUGUAUUGUUAUUUACUAUGUAGAACUUUCUGAGUGACCAUUUGGAUGAAAUAACUUAAACGAACGGCAGUUUGUCUCCUUUAUACAAAGAGAUAAAUUAAAGUCAGAAUUCAGUGUGCUUAUUUUAUAUUCAUUGCAAAAAAUGACAGAGUUCAAGCUCCUAUAUCUUAAAUUUGGACGUUAGAUCUAGAAUUACUGCUAUGCAUGGAAACCAACUCAUUUUGAGAUAACACAUGUAAUUCACAAAUGUUGUUUGUAUUAAAAAAGGUUAAUAAAACACAGUGGAUUAUCUUCUAAAUGCACAUUCUCUAUUAUAAGCAUUUUAAGAAUCAUGAAUUGUUUUUGAAAGUUUCACCAUCUCACGCCGUUUCUUGUUAAUUAAUUAAAGGAACUCUACUGACGUUCAUGACCCUAAAACAUAAAAUUUAAAUUUUUACAGGUACAUAGAGUAGCCUGGGCACUUAAAACAGAAAAGUAUACGAGGAAAAAUAAUAUGAAAUAAACUCAGAAAUGAAUUGAAAAUCAUAUUUAUGUGCAAUUCUUAGCCCGAUUUGAGAGAACGGUAUUGCAACGCUUUUCAAUUUUGUAUCAUUUUUUCACAACAUAAUUAUUCUGGAAAAAAACGGAAUGAGCGAAUUAUCUGAAAUUUUGCACUGCACACGAGUUAUUGGUCUAGACCUACAUCAAACGGAACAUUAUCUUAAAAUAUUAUUCCUAGUACUAUAAUUAUAUCAAAACAAUCAGUGGCGUCCCUUUAAGUUUACAUAGAAUAUUAAAUAUUUCACGGUUAAUAGUAGAUACAUCUUAUUCUUUAUUAUUUUCUAAUAUGAGAUCUGGUAUGUUAAAGAAUAAUUUGAGGGCUCAAACAAUAUUGUGUUUUUGGAAGUUAAGAUUUAUGCAUUCUCAAGCAUUUACUUUGAAAUGAUUUUAUUUGCUUUUGUGAUAUCAUUUAUAUUAAAAUAAACAUCCAAACUACAUGUAUUGAUGUACAUAAAGAAUAAAUACUUUUUGUAUGAAA